Salvia miltiorrhiza (redroot sage) is the source of this 2240-nucleotide messenger RNA. Its product is annotated as trifunctional UDP-glucose 4,6-dehydratase/UDP-4-keto-6-deoxy-D-glucose 3,5-epimerase/UDP-4-keto-L-rhamnose-reductase RHM1-like. The transcript has 2 exons. Gene Ontology annotation, molecular function: dTDP-glucose 4,6-dehydratase activity; UDP-glucose 4,6-dehydratase activity; UDP-L-rhamnose synthase activity. The record is from RefSeq and is a predicted model, not a curated record. NCBI's taxonomy places the organism in Eukaryota, Viridiplantae, Streptophyta, Magnoliopsida, Lamiales, Lamiaceae. Gene Ontology annotation, biological process: flavonol biosynthetic process; UDP-rhamnose biosynthetic process; auxin export across the plasma membrane. Bases 311 to 1462 code for a protein of 383 amino acids.
CUUCCCUGAUUUGAUUUCAAACCAAAUUGUUUUCACCUAAAAAAAAAACAAAUUGUUUUCUCUCUUUUUUUAAAAAUAUCAUAAUUAUAUGUGGGAUCAUUUUAAUUACGUUGCAUCCCACAUAAAUUUUGAUGAAAAAUGAAGCUCUUCUGAUUUUUUGAUGAUUCGAGCUUGCUGAUUUUCAGGUAAAUUGGAUCGAACUCCGAGAUUCUUCUUUGAUCCAACAGAUUCUUACUUUUUUCGCAUGUGAAAAAUCUUACAUUGCAUCAGAAGCUAGAUUGAGGGCUGGGCUUCAUCAUCUUGCUUCAAUAUGGAAAAAUAUGGAGCAAAGAAUAUCUUGAUGACUGGUGGUGCUGGUUUCAUAGGCUCCCAUGUUGCAAACUGGCUGACACGAAGCUACUCCGAGUACAAGAUUGUUGUUGUGGAUAAGCUGGAUUACUGCUCGAACUUGAGGAACCUCGAGCCCUCUCAAUCUCUCCCUAACUUCAAAUUUGUGAAAGGCGAUGUUUGCAGUGCUGAUCUCAUGUAUUUCAUACUUGCUACGGAGGCCAUAGACACGGUCAUGCACUUUGCUGCUCAAACGCACGUUGAUAACUCGUUUGGUAAUAGCUUGGAGUUUAUCAGGAACAAUGUAUAUGGUACCUGUGUCCUUCUCGAAGCUUGCAAAGCCUUUGGUCAUGUUAAGAGAUUCGUCCACGUUAGUACUGAUGAGGUUUAUGGAGAGACGGAUGAGGAUGCUGUGGUAGGCAACCAUGAGGCGUCGCAGCUUCUCCCCACGAAUCCAUACUCUGCAUCCAAAGCUGGAGCUGAAAUGCUUGUUAUGGCGUAUGGCCGGUCAUAUGGAUUGCCUGUGAUAAUCACGAGGGGGAACAACGUUUAUGGUCCCCAUCAGUAUCCGGAGAAGUUGGUUCCUAAAUUCAUCCUCUUAGCCAUGAAAGGGCAGCCUCUCCCGAUUCAUGGGGACGGCUCCAACGUCAGAAGCUAUCUAUAUUGUGAAGAUGUAGCAGAAGCAUUUGAUAUCAUACUCCACAGGGGUGAAGUUGGACACAUCUACAACAUUGGGACACAAGAGGAGAAGAGUGUCAUUGAUGUGGCUGAGGAUAUUUGUCGGCUUUUUUCUCUGGACGCGUCCCUUGUGAUCAAGUUUGUGGAGAACCGGCCUUUCAACGACCAGAGGUACUUCCUGGACUCUCAGAAGCUAAAGAAAUUGGGAUGGUCGGAGAAAACGAAAUGGGAAGAUGGUCUGAGGAAAACCAUGGAGUGGUAUGUUAGAAACCCCGAUUGGUGGGGCGAGGUUUCUUUAGCGUUGCACCCUCAUCCGAGGAUGCUUUCCGUGUCCCGGGUGGGGAAUGAUCAUCACAAACCUGCUGCUGAAUCAUCUUAUACAUUACAGAAUUCUGAUCAGGACCAACAAGGUCAUAGAGAAAAGGGAUCAAUUGAUGUGUGCAAAAGCAGACUUUAAAGAUUUUUUUCUAAUGUAGAAUUAGGCCAUUUAGCAAUUCAUUUUCAAGAAUAAGACAAACAAAGAGUAAUCCAUCAGCUUUCCCAUUUGUAUAUAUCAGCCAUUGUUUGAUCAUUGAUCUGGUAAUCACUCCUCUCCUUUCAUGUGUGUGACUGUGUGAGUGGGACGGCUGCAGAAGGCGCUGCCAGAAAGAAGAGGCUCGAUUUUUCUCAGGCUUCAGCGUUAGGCGACGCAGUAGACUAUACCUAUACAUGAGGUCCAAGUAUUUACUACAAAUACUCACAUUGGUGUUUCCUUUGUUGCCAGUUGCAGGUAAAGGGGCUUGGCACAAAAAUGCAGCAUUUCCCGGAAUCCGGUGGAUACGCUCCUUUCGUUUCGAUUGUAAGUUACUGUUUUACAGUUUCUUUCAGAGAAGCCACAGAUUCAUCCAGAAGAAUGGCUUAUGAACACAACAAGAUUUUCACAAAAAAGACUUAACACUCACUAAUGUUUCUCAUCUAAAAUGCAUUUAUGUAGAUUUUUAGCUGUUUAUUUUUAUCUGAGGGUCUGAGGCCUUGCACAUUUACCUGCCAUUGGAAAGAGUUUAUGCAGCUUGUAGAGCCUAUUUUAGUAAAUUAGCAUAUGCUUCUGACUUCCAUAAGUUGUAGAAUUCCCAGUUUUGCUUGAGACAAUGGUUAAACUCAAAUAUAACUUCUUAUGAUAGUUAUAUAUGUUUGAGUUUUUCUUAGUGUAACUUCAUUGAGAGUGAUAUGAAGCUAUAUAUUUUUUUCAAAUAAAA